AGCAUGCACGUGAUUCGCGGUGCGUUGGAGGACAGUUGUAUAAAAUGGGGCCCACUAGAGCACAUGAGGACUAAUGCUCCCAUAUGAGUUUGUUUAAACCGAGAAAUGUGGUUAGAUGUUGCAGGAAGGCGCGACAAGUUGUUUAUAGCGUGAAAGCUUGAAGGGCGAGUGAGACGGACGGUGUCUUCCAGAGAAAACUUCCACACGGACUUGGCUUACUCAGUCCCCUAAAAUGGAGACAGUCAGCGACAAUGUGCUCGACUACUCCCACUUGAACCUCAACACUUUCAGCGCGGAAUGUGUCAGCGACGAGAAGAAGAGGAACACCGCCCAGCUUUACCUACACUACAACCGGCUGAGCUCGCUGCCCUCGUCGGUCACCUCCUUCUCCAACCUCCAGCUGCUGGACGUCAGCAACAACGGACUGUCGACCCUGAGCGAGGAUAUCACGCGGCUCCCCAAGCUUAAGACGCUCAUAGCCAAGAACAACCACCUGGACGAGCUCUCUCUGCCCAAAGGCUUCGGCUCCAUGCAGCUGGAAGUGGUGAACUUCAGCGGUAAUCGCUUCGAGGAGAUCCCGCUCCAGUGCACCAAACUACGGCGGCUGCAGUCGCUGUCACUCGGCGGGAAUAGACUGAAAAGUAUCCCUGCUGAGAUCGAAAAUCUUACGAGUUUGGAGAUUUUGUAUCUGGGUGGAAACUUCAUCACCAACAUUCCUCCAGAAGUUGCCAAUCUGCCUUACCUGAGCUACUUGGUGUUGUGUGACAACCGCAUCCAGAGUGUCCCACCACAGCUCACCAGGCUCCACUCGCUGCGCUCCCUCAGCCUCCACAACAACCUGCUCACUUACCUGCCCAGGGAGAUCCUCAGCCUGGUGCACUUGCAGGAGCUCAGUCUCCGCGGCAACCCGCUGGUGGUGCGCUUCGUCAAGGAGAUGACCUACGACCCCCCCUCGCUGCUGGAACUGGCGGGGCGCACCAUCAAGAGCAGGAAUAUGUCGUACUCGCCACGAGACCUUCCUUCCAACCUGCUGCACUACUUGGAACUGGCCAGCAAGUGUCCCAACCCCAAAUGUGCCGGCGUGUACUUCGACUCGUGCGUACGCCACAUAAAAUUUGUGGACUUCUGCGGCAAGUACCGGCUGCCCCUCAUGCACUACCUGUGCUCCCCGGAGUGCACCACGUCGCCGUGCAGCUCCAACCCUCAGAGCGACGCCGAGUCGGAGGAGGAGAACAGCGUGCCCGCCGACCGCCUGCAGAGGGUGCUGCUGGGCUAGGGGUGAUAAGUGAACUCCUUUUUUUUUUUUUUUUUGUUAAAGAAUCACUCUCCAAGUCACCAAACAGACUCGUUUCGCAAUGAGGUUCAAUACUGGACUCGACCUGCAGGAUGUGGAUGUGAGGACACAUGUUUAUGUUCAGGGAUACACUCUAUUUUACUUAACUUCCUAAAACACCAUUUUUAUUUUUUCAAGAUGACCUUCCCUGAAAAAAAUGUUUUUGUUGUACUAUCUUAGACAAGUUUUAGACGUGAGAAUGUUAAAUGUUACAGUGGCAACUAAAGGAGAAUAACAUCCUAAUAAUGUCUUUCAAUGCAUCCUGAAAUGUGAUGAAGAUUUGCAAUUGUUUUGUUAUUAUCGGAAAGGUAUAUCAUGUGUUUUAAUAAGUACUUUAAUACAGGGUUCCCCAACCUUUUUUCCACUAGGGACCAAUUUAAUGUUUAAUAGAUUAUUUUUACGGACCAGCUUUCUACGUGUGGCAGAUAAAAAUGGCAAAAAUUUAGCCCAUGGCUACAAUCUGACAUAUUUACAUUUUAUAUGUCCAUUAAUGUGUAUUGUCACAUGUACUAUAACAAAGGAGAUGUAAUAUACAUCUAUUAACAAGCUUAUUGGUGUGUUUAGCGGGACAGGUGGAACUUAAGUCGGAGAAAAUGCGGUAGUUUAUAAAUUAAUUAUUGUUUCUGUGAGGCCCAGUAGCAAAUGCGUCACGGACUGGAACCGGUCCCCGGAACGGUGGUUGGGGACCACUGCUUUAAUACACAUUUGAAUUAGCUUGCACUUAAACUGAAAAUGUAUUACUUUCAUUUGUAUGUGAUCACACAUAAUAAAGAUUUAUAUAAUUUAUAUAUACUA
Nerophis lumbriciformis (worm pipefish) is the source of this 2128-nucleotide messenger RNA. Its product is annotated as leucine-rich repeat-containing protein 58-like. Gene Ontology annotation, cellular component: cytoplasm. Lineage: Eukaryota; Metazoa; Chordata; Actinopteri; Syngnathiformes; Syngnathidae. The record is from RefSeq and is a predicted model, not a curated record. Gene Ontology annotation, molecular function: protein binding.